Apus apus (common swift) is the source of this 3677-nucleotide messenger RNA. RefSeq names its product KAT8 regulatory NSL complex subunit 1-like. NCBI's taxonomy places the organism in Eukaryota, Metazoa, Chordata, Aves, Apodiformes, Apodidae. The transcript has 9 exons. Gene Ontology annotation, cellular component: NSL complex. The record is from RefSeq and is a predicted model, not a curated record. Gene Ontology annotation, molecular function: histone acetyltransferase binding. The coding region runs from base 109 to 1110 and encodes 333 amino acids.
GAGCCGCCUCUUCUCUCGCCCGGCGCCCUGAGGAGUUGCCCAAGUGUUCCGGACGCGCGUUUUCGGGGCCCAGUAAUCCUGGAUGGUGAGCAUCAGCCUGGAGACCUGAUGAAGAAGCAGGGCCAACCCUGGUCUGUGUCACUGGUGACCUCCAAAAAGAAUCAGUGGCUCUUGCCUCCAUCUUCUGUCCCAAGGUACCCAACAGGCUCCCUGCCCUGCUGCCCCCAGCUUAGUAGUCAGAGCUCCCCUCUCACACUGUCUUUGGGAAUCCCUCUGUGUCCAAGUCCUUCCUGCAGCCCCACCAGUGGGUCUCCAGCACCCUUCAGAGCCUGCACCACAGCACCCUGCCAAGGCAACGGAGUGUUGAACUGUUUGCCCCCCAGCUCCUCCAGCAGCAGUUCUCUGGUCAGUGGGAAGGCUGAGGGCAGGUUUGGCCAGCAAACCCCACAGAACCCACCUGCCAGGUUGGACGAGACCUGCGUGGCUGCCAGAAUCCGCCCGGUUCGCACGUGGUGGAGGCGCCAGCUGGUCCAGGCUGCCUCGGGCUCCCACUGCAGCAGGAGGCCCCUGAGACCCCUCCCUGUGAGGUGCAGCUGUGAGUGGCCCAGCUCCUGCAUCCUGUGUAGCUGCAGAGUCUCUCUCCAGACCUUAGACCCCAACACCAUGUCCCUGGCAGAGUGCAUCGCCCUCCUGGACUCUGGCUUCCACCCCCUCCUUUCUCUGUCUCAGGGUUCACUGUGUGAAGGGAGAGGGCAGCCCAAAGGAGCAUCCAGUCACAGCUUCCCUGUUCCCAGUCCUCAGGCUCAUAAGUAUGGUCCUUUACACCACCCACUGUUCUUGUACCCAGAGACUCCUGCCCUUCCUGCCAGCCAGACCCCUUCCACUGCCAGCUCAGCACUGUCCUCAAAAAGAAGAAAAGCAGGAUGUUCCUAUGACAUUGACAACAUGGUGAUCCCCAUGUCCAUCACAGCUGUUGCUCAGGUGGAGAAGCCUCAGUACAAAGAGAUUGUAGUUCCAAGGUACCUACAGACCAGGCCUGUUGAUCCUGCCCUCCUGUGGGUGAUGGGAGGAAAUGGCUUUAGCUGGGCAGAAGGAGAGUUGUUCCCUUAAGGAAGUAAUUCCUAAUGGAUAAAAAAGGAAGUAUUUCCACUUUUAAAAAGUGAUUAGUAUUAUUUGGAUGUAACUGUUAGUACCAAAUGUGCUUCUCCUUGAAGUGAUCGACAGCUUGUGUUGCCCCUUGCAGCUGGAGGAUAGCAGAGCUCAAGGACCUGAGGCCUUAGAAUCAAGUGGACUCUGAGGUGAGAAACCAGUUUUGCCCAUUUGUCUGAAAGGUCUGUAGCCAUCUGUAGCAUGGUAGCAGCUCAGUUGGUGUUUAGCAGGUCCUCAGUUCUGCCCAGGGAGCAGUGUCUGUAGGACAACAUGCUCAGUAGCUGCAGCCAGUGCAAGGCCAGCAGAGCUGAGGCUGGUGGUGGCAUGUCAGCUGUGGGACACUGCUGGCUGCAGGAGAACAAACCCUGUUGUUGUGCAUGAUUUAAUGCCUGGCAGCUGUUUCUAUGAUGCCUGCAUCUGCCUCCUGGCCACUCAGGCUGGUGAGCAAGUUCCCAGUUCCGUACAUAAUGGAAAGUAUGCAAAUGGGUGAUACCAGGUGUGUGUGCUGGUUCCCAGACUGUUUGAAUGGGUUGGAUGUUGCUCACCUGAACUUUUAGAACAGUAGGAUUGGCCUGCAGGAAAGACUUCAUGCUCUGGGUAUUCAGGCAAAACUUCUCUUCCUAGUUGGAGGAUACUUCUGAUGAGAUGUACUCCAGUCAUCACUCCAAACAUGAAGAUCUUGAACGAGCCCACUGCGAUUCCUGGGCAGCAGCUACUUCCCAGAGGCAAGGGAGCAGGAGCCACAGAGGGAGGUCCUCCAACAAAGCAGAGGGUGGAUGGGCCAGGCAGCCUCAGCCAGCAUCUCCAGCUGCUGGAUCUAAUUGCUUGGAUGAUUUGUACAUGCUCUCUUCUCCUGGCUUGCACAGCCCUGAGACUUGCAGCAGUUUGUGGUCACGCUCUGCCCAUGGUGGGACCAGGUGGUGCUGCCUUGCAGUGAAGACACCAGAUCUUCCCUGGAAAUACAGAUAGUGAGACUAUGAACAGUAAGGAAUGUCAGUGGAGAUGGAAGGUCUUGAUACCAAGGGAAAGCUGAGCUGGUGAUCCUGGAAGUGUUGUGAGUAGCUCAGUAUUCAUUGCUCUUAAGCUUGGCUUUGCUUUGGCAUCCUGACAAAUUGAAUCUGCUGCAGGUUGGCUGGACAGGGUGGAUGAUACUGUAGAGUUCUUGGAGUCUUCAGGCUUUUAAUUUCAGCAACUCUGCCUUCUCACUCCACAGGAGGUGCAGCCUUGGGAGCCUCGCACAUUCCUGCUUUCAGAUUCUGCAUACCAAGGUCUUCUCCAGCACUCAGAUGAAGAUGGCUGUGACCAGGCUGACCUUCCACCCUGGGUCUCUAGCAGGAAGCAGAGCAUCAGGCCCACCUCUGCAGAUACACACCUGAAAACAGGCAGCAAGACCAGCACGGAGGAGUUCGUGGUCCAGCAGUGCAGCCCAGGACAGCUGGUCAGCAAUGCCUAGCCCAGGCUGUGGUGUGUGUGAAGCCUUGGCUGCCUGUGCUGUGGCAGCACAAUCCUGUCUGCUGCACUGGUGCAGAGGAACACCAGGGGUGUGUGGCACUGCUGCCUGUCACCUCACUUCAGCAGCAGAGGAGAUUUCCAGGUGAGGAGAGGCUUAGGCACCUGAUGGACCUGUGGUGCCAGACUUCCAAGGGAUUGUGCUUUCAAAAAAAAAAAGUCCAGUUUCUGGUCAGCUCCACCACACAAGGCUGAACUGCUGUGUCACAGGGUGUUCAGGUGCAGAGAAAGGAAAGAAGAUCUGAGUAAAAUUGAUUCCAACGGUAGAAAGGAAACAGCACUGUUCAGUUUUGAGCUCUGCCAAAGUGCUUCUCAGGUGGCUGUUGGGUCCUUAGUGGCUAGAAGCAGUUUCCAGGGUGGUGCUGCCUCCCCCCAGAUCAAUUUACAAAUGCCACAGGUCAGAGGAGGCCUUUUGGUGAACUUGGUAUGAACCAAAUACCUGAUGAGGGAGAGGGAAGGAGAAAGCUGCAUGGUAUGUUCUCUAAAACACAGCUUUCAAAAAUUCAUCUCCUAAGUACAUGAAAAUCAGGCUGCUCUUGUCCUGCAUAAUUGAAGUUUUGUAUCUGCUUCCUUCAAAGGAACUGCAGGUUUCAUAACAGUUGUCUUGCAAUAUCCUUGCUGUAAUAAAAUUGAUACCAUUCUUUUUCUUUUCUGAAGUGCCUCCUCUCCUUGGAGGGAAGAUAGUGGCUCAGGGGGUUUGGCAAGGAAAAGCCACCCAGCUGAGGAAAAGCUGCAUUCUGCAGGAGGGACCUGCAGCUGCUGCCUGUUCUGAGGUGAUUGGGGUGGUGAGAUGUGCUCAGGAGAUAAGUUUCAAACCUGAGCAGUCUGAUAAAAUGUCUGUCCCCACCACAAUGUAUCAAAACUAAUACAUAUCUUGAAUCUGGAUUAAAGUGACCAGGAACCAUAUUCCAGCUUGACUAAAACUUCUCAGUUAAAAUUUUCUUGAGCAAAAGGUUUUUUUUUUUUUUAAGUUUUUAUAACCAGUUCAUAGUGGAAUAUACUCACCUUGCCUUUCAGAA